Messenger RNA from Hydractinia symbiolongicarpus, 949 nucleotides. RefSeq lists its product as uncharacterized. The transcript is spliced from 3 exons. NCBI's taxonomy places the organism in Eukaryota, Metazoa, Cnidaria, Hydrozoa, Anthoathecata, Hydractiniidae. The record is from RefSeq and is a predicted model, not a curated record. The coding region runs from base 118 to 786 and encodes 222 amino acids.
CUUUAACAAGAUGAACGAAGAAGGAAAGGCUAAAAUGAUUUUGUCUGUUUUGUUUUGCCCCGAAUUUGCUAUCGACUGUAUAAAUGAAAACGAAAGUGUAGACGAAGAUGCGUAAGGAUGGUCGAACAGGAUCUUCCAAAUUGCAUAAGUGACGAAUCAUUCGAUAUAAAACUAAUUAGGAGAUUUUGCCUAAAAGAAACUUAUGGUAAGCUGUGCAAAUACAUAAAAGAUGCAGUUGAAUCACGGAAAGAAAGUUUGUGUGGAAAUUGUAAAGCAGAGUUGGUCGAACCACGCUCUUGUACAAGGUGCUUAGUCAGAUACCACGACAUUUGUUUUAAUAGCACAGAUGGAAAUAUUUGCUUUAGUUGUGAGAAAUUUUUGAAAAAACGAAAAGAGGAGAUGGAAAAAGCAAUUGAAGAAGAACAACGUGAAAAAAAAGAACUAGAAAGGUGGUUUUGUCAUUGGCGGCUGCUGUUAAGAAAAAUGGCACAUGACGGAAGUUUGAUGGAUAUUGUGCAAGAGUCAAGUGAUCCUGAUAACAAUAAAUUACUUGCGAUUUGUAAGUACGAAGGGAAAAAGUACGCCCACGCGUUGGAAGAAUUAUUCAACACAUUUCCGAAAUUCGAAAAGGAGUAUAAGUUAUAUGCCAAUGAUGAAACUGAACCAAAGGAAAAAAUUUUACAUUUUGUCCAUCACGGUUAUAAGGAGAGCUUUGACAUUGGUAAAACUACCUGUGCUAGAUUAGAACAUAUUGUUAUGCGACUCGUCAAUGCGUAUAAGUCAUGAACCGGUAACACGACUGAUGUAUUUUUAUUUUUGUUCUAAUUAACUUACUUGUGUUGGUUCAAGAACUUUCAUUUUGUAAAAAUUCAGAAAGUUUGGUAUAUGGAGAUCUUUAUCUUUAUAUACUGCAAUUUUAAUAGUACAGUUUUUAGUAGUGGUUGGUACA